Penicillium daleae is the source of this 339-nucleotide messenger RNA. RefSeq lists its product as uncharacterized. The transcript has 3 exons. The record is from RefSeq and is a predicted model, not a curated record. NCBI's taxonomy places the organism in Eukaryota, Fungi, Ascomycota, Eurotiomycetes, Eurotiales, Aspergillaceae. Bases 1 to 339 code for a protein of 112 amino acids.
AUGUCCUCGAUCGCCCCGUCUAGAUCCCUCCAAGCUUCGGCUUUGACCUUUCUCGUUUUGUCGAUUGGGCAUACGGUCCAGGGCAGACAGUGGACUGCUGAUAAGGGGUUUAAGAAUAUCAAGGGGUCUAGGCCGUGGGCUUGUGGGACUUUGGGGUGGUUCCAGUGGUCCAAUAACCCCGCCGCGCUGCAGGAUCCCUUGAACAAGGCGCUGGCCUGUAUUGCGAAUGCCAUUCUCUGGGCUAGUUCGGCGUGGUAUGCUAAGACGGGGGUGAAGGAUAAUACUGUGUCAGUAGGAUUGUCCGCUGCGCUGCAUGCUUAUUCUAUUUUCUCGCAGUGA